Molecule: messenger RNA, 2314 nt
Organism: Drosophila obscura
Lineage: Eukaryota; Metazoa; Arthropoda; Insecta; Diptera; Drosophilidae
Product: TWiK family of potassium channels protein 7
Exons: 8
Coding region: 629-1858 (409 amino acids)
Biological process (GO): stabilization of membrane potential; potassium ion transmembrane transport
Cellular component (GO): membrane
Molecular function (GO): potassium ion leak channel activity
Source: RefSeq, a predicted model, not a curated record
AGUGAGCUGCACCUUGCGUGCGUUGUGCUUUCCCGGUCUUUUUGCCUGUUGUCCAUACCUUGUUUUUCAAACAUUUGUUGCCGAGCAACAUCUGAAGUCGGGCGUAUUUGAAAGAAACGGCCUUGCCGCCCCCAAAUGUGAGCAUGAAUGAACGGGCCGCGGACAAGGAAACGCAAAAAGAAAUGUCGAAUUUUGUUCCAAAAUCAUAAAACUUGUUUCCGUUGAUAUAUCCAACAACAAAAAGUAUCACCUGCGACUAUAUCAUCUACAAAAGUAUAUAUAUAUAUAGAAUAUUCAAUAUCGGUGCUUCGCUGCGGUUUCACGACCAUCGCUUUGCUCAAUUUCGAUUCGGAUCGGCGGCCUUUUUUUCGCAUUCAAGACUUUGGCGCGCUUUGAAAAUUGUUCGAAAACUACAAUCAAAAUUGUUGUUCGUUUCUCGUUUUUCUGAUUGGUUUGUGUUGUGCGACAAUGUGUGUCGUCCAGGACCCAAAAGGGCCUAGCCCCUAAGAACAAAACAAAAAUCCUACUAAAAAUCAUACAAAAAUUAAAUAAAUAAAACAAAAUAUAUACGUAAAUAAAUAAAUAUAAUUGUAAAGUUUGUUAGUCAGUGCGAAAAGGCUUUCAAAUCAUGCCAGUGAAGACAGGUGCCAAUGGCGGCGACUACGACUCCCAGGAUGAGGCCAGCACUGAGCUGCUGGAAAAGCUGAAGCAUCUGGAUCGUCGUGUGGAUGCCGUCGAGGGUGGCGGCUCUGGCGGCCUAUGCGGCCGUCGAUCGUCCUGCUGGCAGUCGAUGAAAUGGAAAUCUGCACUCAAUCAUAUCGGAUUGCUGGUCUCCCUGUCCAUCUAUUGCGGCGUGGGCGGUUUGAUAUUUCGCCACUUGGAGCGUCCGGCUGAAGUGCAACGUCUAACCCACUUGAAGGAUGUGGUGAAGACCCACAGAGAGCGCUUCAUGAGCACCAUACUGAACAACACCGAAGUGAACAAUCUCAACGAGCUGUUGUCCUUUGAGCUGGCCAAAUAUGAAGCGGCUGUACAACAGGCGGCCGAAGGAGGGCUGCUGAUAGUGGCCGAUAAAGACUUUCCAGAGCCCUACGAGCGAUGGAGCAUACUGCAAGCUGUGUUCUUCUCAUCGACUGUUUUAACCACCAUAGGAUAUGGCAACAUUGUGCCAGUGACGACCGGCGGACGUGUAUUUUGCAUUUGCUUUGCCCUCAUCGGCAUACCCUUUACGCUGACGGUGAUAGCCGACUGGGGUCGACUCUUUGCCACCGCUGUCUCAGUGUUUGGCAAACACAUGCCCACCAAGCCAAAGUUUACGAAUUUCAUUGGAAAAACGUGGUUCUAUGCCAUACUGGCUGUUGGCUUUUUGGGCGUCUAUCUGGCCGCCGGCGCUGGUCUUCUGCUGCUCUGGGAAGACGAUUGGACAUUCUUUGAUGGCUUCUACUUCUGUUUCAUUACCAUGACGACCAUUGGGUUCGGAGACCUGGUGCCAAAGAAACCCAACUAUAUGCUGCUCUGCACUUUGUACAUUCUCAUUGGCCUGGCACUCACAUCGACCAUUAUCGAGCUGGUGCGGCGUCAGUAUGCCACCAGUUGGGCCAAGUUGCAGGAACUUUCCGGCCCCAUGGCGGAGACUUUGCGUCGCUUGGGCGAGACAGCCGGCACGGGUCUGGACUAUGCAGCCCUGCAAAAAGUUUUGACCGUGUCCAUGCCAAAGUGGAAUAGCAAGAAGAACGAUCAUAGCCCGGAUAUAGCUGCUUUGGAGGCCAUCACCAAUGCCAUACUAAAAGAGGUGAAGGAGGCACAGAACAACAAGCCCAAGGUCCUGCAAAUUGUCAUCUACGAGUCGUCUGUCUAGGCAGGAGCACAGGACAGCGACAGAUAUACAGCAUAAGAGAUGGUUAGAGACAGACAGAAUGGGGAGAUGGAGAGACGCGGAGAGAGAGAGAGAGAGAGAGAGAGCUUCCACCAAUAAUCGACAGCACACAGAAAAAAUAUCACAGAAAAUAUCACAGUUACGAUUAGUUAGGCUGGAAUUGAGUUGAGUUGAAUUUGGGUGACAGUGGGCACUGGCUAAGAGGUUCCCGGCUACUGUACUGCCACUGCCAGACUUCCAUAAGUUAAUGUCUGUACAUAUAGCUAUUAUAUAGUCAAAUGUCUAGGCAAUAAUAUUGCUCAUACGUACUGAGGUGUCACAACAUACUUGCAUACAUGCAUAACUAUUUAUUUAAAGGGGCGGGCGUGGGGCAAGUGAUUCAAUAUAUAAAUAAAUACAUAUACAUACAUAUGUACAUAUGUAUGUGCAUACAUAGCU